Messenger RNA from Herpailurus yagouaroundi (jaguarundi), 519 nucleotides. It is a transcript of the gene MXRA7, whose product is annotated as matrix remodeling associated 7. Lineage: Eukaryota; Metazoa; Chordata; Mammalia; Carnivora; Felidae. Bases 111 to 404 code for a protein of 97 amino acids. The transcript is spliced from 4 exons. The record is from RefSeq and is a predicted model, not a curated record.
GGCAGUCCAGGGCCACGGUUUAGGCGAGCCUUCCGGCCUCAACGGGCCUCGGCAUUCAUUCCGCUGGCGGUGUCAAAGUGCUGUGAGAUGGCCUUCUGUACCGGGCGGAAAUGCUGCCGAGAACGACGGAAGAGGAGCAGGAGCAUGAUGGCCAGGAGGACCCACCCCGAGCAGAGCCUGAGGAGGAAGAUGGGGGAGAGGUCUUCUCCUUUAAAUACAGCCCCGGGAAGCUGCGGGGAAACCAGUACAAGAAGAUGAUGACCAAAGAGGAGCUGGAGGAAGAACAGAGAGUGCAGAAGGAGCAGCUGGAGGCCAUCUUCAAGCUCAUGAAGGACAACAAGGAGACGUUUGGGGAGAUGACAGACGGCGACGUGCAGGAGCAGCUCCGGCUCUACGACAUGUAGGCCGCCUCCGCCCGCGAGGCCCCGUCCCCGACUUGCCGGCUGCGGCAGGCUCGCUCGCUCGCUCUCGCGUCUGUAGCUGUAGAGGCGCUACACACGGGCCGUGCGGUUCCCAAAA